CCCAGGGCUGGGGGCUGGUUACCACCUCCUCCUUGUCCCCCAGGCUCUUGGAAGAGAAGAGCCUCCUGGGAGCGGGACUCAACCCCAGCAUUGUCUAGGAAGGCGGCUGAAGCCUCACUGCCCCCACCCACGCCGCCCACCCACCAGGCCGGAGCCAUGGAUAAGUUCCGCAUGCUCUUCCAGCACUUCCAGUCCAGCUCAGAGUCUGUGAUGAACGGCAUCUGCCUGCUGUUGGCCGUGGUCACUGUCAAGCUGUACUCCUCCUUCGACUUCAACUGCCCCUGCCUGGCACGCUACAACACCCUCUACGGCCUGGGCCUGCUGCUCAUGCCGCCCCUCGCCCUUUUCCUCUGCGGCCUCCUUGCCAACCGGCAGUCCACGGUGAUGGUUGAGGAGUGGCACCGGCCCGAGGGCCACCGGAGGAAGGACCCAGGCAUCAUCAGGUAUAUGUGCUUCUCUGUGCUGCAGAGAGCACUGGCUGCCCCCCUUCUCUGGAUCCUGCUGGCCCUCCUUGAUGGGAAGUGUUUCGUGUGUGCCUUCAGCAGCUCUGUGGACCCUGAGAAGUUUCUGGACUUUGCCAACAUGACCCCCAGUCAAGUUCAGCUCUUCCUGGCCAAGGUGCCCUGCAAGGAGGAUGAGCUGGUCAGGGACAGCCCUGCUCGAAAAGCAGUGUCUCGCUACCUGCGGUGUCUGUCACAGGCCAUCGGCUGGAGUAUCACCCUGCUGCUGAUCGUCGUGGCCUUCCUGGCCCGCUGCCUGAGGCCCUGCUUUGACCAGACAGUCUUCCUGCAGCGCAGAUACUGGAGCAACUACGUGGACUUGGAACAGAAGCUCUUCGACGAGACGUGCUGUGAGCACGCGCGGGACUUCGCGCACCGCUGCGUGCUGCACUUCUUCGCCAGCAUGCAGAGCGAGAUGCAGGUGCGCGGGCUGCGGCGGGACUCCGCAGGCAGGGCCGCCGAGCCCCCUAAGAUGUCAGAGCCCACCGAGGGCGUGGACGGCGGCAGUGGGAAGGCCCAUCUGCGCGCCGUCUCCAGCCGGGAGCAGGUGAACCUUCUCCUGAGCACCUGGUACUCAAGCAAACCGCCCCUCAACCUCCCGCGGUCCCCCUGGCUCGGGGAGCAUGGCCUCAGCCACCGCGCCCCAACGGCGGCCCCGGGUACCAGGCUGUCCCAGCACACUGAUGUGUAG
Molossus molossus (Pallas's mastiff bat) is the source of this 1191-nucleotide messenger RNA. It is a transcript of the gene CALHM3, whose product is annotated as calcium homeostasis modulator 3. The coding region runs from base 157 to 1191 and encodes 344 amino acids. The transcript has 3 exons. Gene Ontology annotation, molecular function: monoatomic cation channel activity. The record is from RefSeq and is a predicted model, not a curated record. NCBI's taxonomy places the organism in Eukaryota, Metazoa, Chordata, Mammalia, Chiroptera, Molossidae.